Molecule: messenger RNA, 423 nt
Organism: Caenorhabditis bovis
Lineage: Eukaryota; Metazoa; Nematoda; Chromadorea; Rhabditida; Rhabditidae
Source: the annotation of a GenBank genome assembly
AUGAAAGCAAGUUUCGAUUUUAUCAACGCUCAAUACGACUACAUUCGCGAAUCAAUUGAUGGACCAAAUCGGUUAGCCUUCGAACUUUGUCAUUCGGCACAGUACUAUGCGCAGUUCGUUCACAAAGAGCAAUCAAAGAUUGGCAAAGAGAAGCUAAAGAAGCAUUUCGCGAAGAUGCUCAAAGAACUGGCACAAGAAAGCAGAUUUUGGAAAUUGGGAUAUUGUAUGGAGCUGUUGAAAGAGUUCGUCGAGCUAGAAGAGAGCAUGGAUAAUUGCACAGCGUCGGAGAAAAUUGUGCGUCGGCGACAACUGAUUGUCGAUCUCGUUUCGGUUGAGAAUAUUUACGGAGUCGAUUCAUUCGCGGAAGCUAAUGUUCAAAUUGGAAAAUGGUUCUUCUUCAGUUUACUAGGCUUCAAACAAUGA